This is a messenger RNA of Ochotona princeps (American pika), 2973 nucleotides long. Its product is annotated as contactin-6. Bases 1 to 2973 code for a protein of 990 amino acids. Gene Ontology annotation, molecular function: cell-cell adhesion mediator activity. The record is from RefSeq and is a predicted model, not a curated record. The transcript is spliced from 22 exons. Gene Ontology annotation, biological process: brain development; cell-cell adhesion. NCBI's taxonomy places the organism in Eukaryota, Metazoa, Chordata, Mammalia, Lagomorpha, Ochotonidae.
AUGCCGGAGUUCUCGCGUCAGGAACCACAGGACGUCAUCUUUCCUCUGGGGUCAUCACAGUCUAAAGUCAUCCUGAGCUGUGCUGCUGCUGGCCACCCUUCACCCCGCUACAGGCUGGAGGGAGGCAGUCUGGCCAUCACUAGCCCCCGCACAGAGCAAGAUGCCGGUGUAUACCAGUGCCUGGCCACCAAUCUCCUGGGGACCAUUCUGAGUCGGGAGGCAAGACUUCAGUUUGCAUAUAUUGAAGACUUCGAGACUAAAGCAAGAAGUGCUGUGUCCGUGAGAGAAGGCCAGGGCGUGGUGCUCCUCUGCGGCCGCCCACCACAUGUUGGAGACUUGUCUUACGCAUGGACAUUCAAUGGAAACCCCUUGAACACCCACGGCGACAACAGGCGGUUCAUCUCUCAGGAGACGGGAAACCUGUACAUCGCCAAAGUAGAGCCAUCGGAUGUGGGCAACUACACCUGCUCCGUCACCAACAAGGAGGCCCGGAGGAGCGUGCGCGGCCCACCGAGCCCCUUGGUGCAGCGAGCUGAUGGUGUGAUGGGGGAGUAUGAGCCAAAGAUUGAAGUGCGUUUCCCUGAGACUGUCCCAGCUGCAAAGGACUCGUCUGUAAAACUGGAAUGCUUUGCCCUUGGAAAUCCAGUCCCUGACAUUAGCUGGAGGAGGUUGGAUGGAAGCCCGAUGCCAGGCAAAGUCCAGCUGAGCCAGUCCCAAGCGAUCCUGGAAAUCCCCAGCUUCCAGCAGGAAGACGAGGGCUUCUACGAGUGUGCGGCAGGCAACCUGCGAGGAAGGAGCCUGGCAAAGGGUCAGCUCGUCUUCUACGCCCCUCCAGAAUGGGAGCAAAAGAUCCAAAACACACACCUCUCUAUCUACGACAGCUUGUUCUGGGAAUGCCGAGCAAGCGGACAGCCACGCCCCCGGUACACCUGGUUCAAGAACGGGGAGUCCCUGCACCCAGAGGAGAGAAUUCAAAUAGAAAACGGGACACUCAUCAUCACCCUGCUGAACACGUCCGACUCUGGUGUCUACCAGUGUGCUGCUGAAAACGAGCAUCAGACAAUCUAUGCAAACGCUGAACUGAGAGUUCUAGCGUCAGCUCCUGAUUUCUCAAAAAAUCCCAUCAAGAAACACUCAGUUGUUCAAGUUGGUGGGGACAUCACCAUCGAAUGCAGGCCGAUCGCUUUUCCCAAAGCAGCUGUGUCCUGGAGAAGCAGGACAGAGAGCCUGAGGCCGAGCCAGAGGGUGAUUCUCCUGGAGGACGGCAGCCUCAGGAUACACAGUGUCACCCGGGCCGACGCUGGGCCGUACACAUGCCUGGCCUCAAACCAGUUUGGCACUGCCAGGGACACUGGCCAGCUGGUUGUUAAAGAGAGGACUGUCAUCACAGUGCCACCUUCCAACGUGGACGUCACCGUGGGGGAGAGCAUCAUCCUGCCCUGCCAGGUGUCCCGCGACCCGUCCACUCGAGUGGCCUUUCUGUGGGCUUUCAAUGGCAACUUCCUAGACCUGAACAACGGCGCGGCCACCCACUUUGAAAGGGUUGGAGGUGAAUCUGUUGGGGACUUGAUGAUCCGGAACAUUCAGCUCCACCACUCCGGGAGGUACCUGUGCGCAGUACAGACACCCCUGGAAAGCGUGUCGGCGGGAGCAGACGUCAUCGUCAGAGGCCCCCCAGGUCCUCCGGAGGACGUGCGCGUGGGAGACAUCUCCAGCACCACUGCCCAGAUCAGCUGGAAUGCGGGCCCGGACCACAACAGCCCCAUCCAGAUAUUCACCGUGCAGGCACGAACGCCCUUUUCCGUGGGCUGGCAGGCUGCGGGGACAGUCCCAGAAAUCCUCAAUGGGCAGACAUUCAACGCCACGGUGGUGGGCCUGAGUCCCUGGGUGGACUAUGAAUUCCGAGUGGUUGCCGGGAACAGCAUUGGGAUUGGAGAACCGAGCAAGCCAUCCGCAGUGUUAAGGACGCGAGCAUCAGUGCCUGUGCUGGCUCCAGGAAGCAUUGAUGGCGGAGGCGGAAGCCGGUCUGAGCUCGUCGUCACGUGGGAGCCCAUUCCAGAGGAACUACAGAAUGGAGAGGGAUUUGGCUACCUGGUCAUGUUCCGGCCAGUGGGCUCAGCGGCUUGGACCAAGGCCAAAGUGGCAUCCGUAGAGUCCUCCAGGUUCACCUACAGAAACGAGAGCAUCGCUCCCCUGUCUCCCUUUGAAGUCAAGGUGGGCGUGUACAAUGACCAGGGGGAAGGACCGCUGAGCCCUGUGUCCAUCGUCUACUCUGGGGAGGAUGAACCCCAGCUGGCUCCCCUGGGAACUUCUGUCCUGAGUGUCUCUGCUUCUGAAAUGGAAGUCUCAUGGCAUGCCAUUGCCUGGAACAGAAACACAGGACGUGUGCUGGGCUAUGAGGUCUUAUACUGGACAGAAGACUCAAGAGAACGCAUGAUGGGUAAAGCGAGAGUCAGUGGAAAUGUCACGGCCAAGAACAUCACGGGACUCAAGGCGAACACUGUCUACCUCGCUUCCGUGAGGGCCUACAACACUGGUGGCACAGGUCCCUCCAGCCCCCCAGUCAACGUCACCACCAAGAAGUCUCCUCCCAGCCAACCACCAGCAAACAUUGCCUGGAAGCUGUCAAACUCUAAAUUGUGCUUGAAUUGGGAGCAUGUAAAAACCAUGGAAAAUGAAUCGGAAGUGUUAGGCUAUAAGAUUCUCUACAGGCAAAGCAGACAGAGCAAGAUGCAUAUUUUGGAAACGAAUAACACGUCGGCGGAGCUUCUGGUUCCCUUUGAAGAGGAUUACCUGAUUGAAAUAAGAACAGUCAGUGAUGGGGGUGAUGGGAGCAGCAGUGAGGAGAUCAGGAUCCCCAAGAUGUCCAGUUUGAGCUCCAGAGGAAUUCAAGUCUCAGGGUCCAGUGCCCAUCUGCUGUCCACUACCCUGACUGCCGCUGUUUUGCUUUCCAGCCACGUAUACAGUGAAUGA